ACUGGCCGGUUUGUUUACAAAAAUGGACCAAAGCUCGGAAUCUGUGUUAAUUGAGGAAAUAGAUAGUAAUGAUGUGCCGGAAAACGAACUGGGACAGUUCCAGGAGACGGAACCUUUGCGGGUGGUGGACAUUAUCGACGAGGCCGAGGAGGAGGAGGGUGCUUUGAUCAAGCGCUAUGUCCAGGGCCUAUGUCCAGAGUUCCCUGAUUUUUGCACCAAACUUGAGGCCAGCGACGAAGACGAGGAUGAUGAGGAGGAAUCCAACGAGGAGCAUGUGGAGAUGAAGCCGAGCACUUCAGCCCAGGCACAGUCCAGGUCAGAACUGCCCACCAGCAGUGCUCGAUCCGGGGGCGGCGGCGGUGGCGUUCGAAAGAGUCAGCUGAGCACAGCACUUCAAGGAUUGAUGGGAGAGGCUAAUCUGAGUUUCGUCCGUGGACGCUUCGAAACUGCCGAACGUAUCUGCAUGGAGAUCAUCAGACAGAAUCCUCUAGCCAGCGAACCCUUCUAUACACUCGCCGAGAUCUAUGAGAACCGCGAUGAAGUGAAGUUUCUCAACUUCUCGACGCUAGCAGCGCACCUGAAUCCUCAAGAUCGAGACAUGUGGAUCCGGGUGUCGGAUCUGCUGGUGCAACAGGGUAAUCUAUCCCGCGCCCGUCUCAUCUACACCAAAGCCAUCAAAAUGCUGCCCAAGGUGUACCAACUGCGGUUGCGGAAAGCUCAGCUUCUUCAAAAGAUGGGCGAAACUAACGCGUCCAUGUUCACAUACCUUAAGAUGCUUCCUUUAAUGCCGCCCGAGGAGUGGAAAUUGUGCCUGACUACAUCCCAGAAUGUGGCCAGGUACUUCCAUGCUCUGAGAAAGCACGGCCUGGCAUUGGAGGCCAUGGAGGCAGCCUACAGCGUGUGUGGGGCUCGGUUUACGCUGGAGGAUAUAAAUAUGUACCUGGAGCUGCUGAUCCUCAACAAGCAGUACGCAAAGGUACUUAAGUGCCUUAGAGAGCGCACCAAUUUCGAAAUUGAAAACGACCAGGAGGAGAGUCUGGAACUUAUCUACUUUUGCGAUAUACCCGACGAUUUUAUUCCCGAGCUGAGGGCCAAGCUGUGUGUUAGCUUGAUUCACAUGCGAGCCCACCAUUUGCUGGGCUACCUCAUCCAGAACGUCCAGGAGCAUAUCACUCUUACCGCCGAUCGAGUGGAACUCUACAUGGACAUCACAGAGGCACUCAUGCAGGAGCAUAAGUACGCGGAAGCCAUAGCUCUGAUGAGUCCCAUAACGGAUGGAGAUACAGUGGAGUGCCCGGCGUUCGUAUGGUUAAGGCAAGCGGAGUGCCUGCGGCAGCUGAACCGCACAAAUGAGGCCAUUCAGUGCUAUGAGCGGGUGGUGCAACUUGCUCCAUUUUGUUACGACGCUCGCUUCACCCUCUCCGCUCUGCUCAAGCAACAGGGUCGGAACGAGGAGGCGGUACAAGCCCUAGAGCAACCUGGGGAUGGAGAAGGACCAGUAAUCGCUCGGCUUCUAUACGAACGGUGCGUGAUGCUACAGCAGAUUGGGCGAAUCGAGGAGUUCCUGGACGUAGGCUAUGUGCUGCUCAGCCGGCAUUCUAUCAAGCUGUAUAACCGUGAGGAAAUGAUGGCCGCCGCCAAUGGGGGUAGCGCCUACAAUGCAGAGAGCCUGAAGACUAUUAUCCAGAUGCGAAGCAAGACCGCCGAUACCACGGCCAAUGUGGAGCAGGAACAACAGGAAUCUGGAAAGAAUUCUACCACUGAGGCAUCCGACUUGACAUCCAAGAAUGAGUUUGAUCUGUUCAUGGAGCUGGUGCGAACGGCCCACGAGCAUGGAAGAUACGGAGCCGCUGAGAAGAUUUGCUUCGCUAUGGUGACCACUAAGAGAUUCGCCUUCUAUAACGACGAGAUCGAGCGCAUUAUGGUGCUGGUGUGCUACUUCAACGACGAUUGCGCCAUCGCGUUCUCAUACCUUCGCGAAUUGAUUGCCAAACAGCCCAGCCAGGCGAACCUCUGGAAUCUGCUCGCUCUGAUGAUACAGAAGGGUGACGAGGUUCGUUACUACCGCUACAUGCGGCGACUUAUGCAACGGUUCUCGGAAGAAACGAAGCAGAUGCGCAUUUUCCAAGGCCAUUACCACCUCAACUGCGCUUCGUUUAAGUAUGCCUUAAAUAUUUAUAUGCCGAUUCUCCGCGAAAGUCCCGAUCCCAUAGUGGCUCUCUGUAUAGCGGCGGCUUUCAAUCAGUUGGGCAUACAGCGAAAGGUCCUCCGCAAAUCGGCGGCUGUUAGCCAGGCUAUUGCCUUUGCCCAGCGCUACAAAGAGCUUCGGUGCGCGGGCACCGAUUUGGCGGAUUGCGCCGCUCAACAAGAGAUAUUGUACAACAUGGGACGCAUUUAUCAUCAGGCGAACCUACUCCAUCUGGCAGUGGAAUACUACGAGAAGGCGCUGGCCGUGCCGCUGCACCCACUGAUUGCUGAGCACGAAACUAUCCUGGGGCUGCAGCACGAGGUGGCCUUCAACCUACACCUCAUCUACCGAGCGAAUGGCAAUAAGUGGAAGGCGCGACAGUGUUUAAUGCGAUAUUGUGUGGUUUAGACUUAGAACUUG
Messenger RNA from Drosophila bipectinata, 2608 nucleotides. Its product is annotated as general transcription factor 3C polypeptide 3. NCBI's taxonomy places the organism in Eukaryota, Metazoa, Arthropoda, Insecta, Diptera, Drosophilidae. Gene Ontology annotation, cellular component: transcription factor TFIIIC complex. Gene Ontology annotation, molecular function: protein binding. The record is from RefSeq and is a predicted model, not a curated record. Gene Ontology annotation, biological process: transcription by RNA polymerase III.